AAAUCUGACACUUAGCCGCUUUGUGUCUCUCCUUCCGUUCUAUAAAAGCUAAACUGCACCACCUUCUCGUAAACUCUCUCUAGAAACCAAGCAUCUUAUCGUGCGCACCCUCACUCGCUUAUCGUGCGCACACCUCAUCAGCAAUGGAAGAGCUGGCCGAUUCAUGGCGGCGCGACGCCCUCUCCCUCGCCGGUUUUCGUCCGCCGGAGACUCCGAUGGAGCCGAUGGAGUUCCUCUCACGAUCUUGGAGCGUCUCCGCCCACGAGGUCUCGAAAGCGCUAGCUCCGUCUCACCCUCCGCCGCUGCUGCUGAAGACGGCGAGCGGUGGCGGUGGAGCGAUACUGGAAGAUGUGGCGGGAGAGGCGGAGGAGGCGGGGAUGGUCGCUGGAAAUCCCUUUUCCUUCGCUUCCUCCGUCACGUCACAGCUCGUCAUGGAACGAAUAAUGUCUCAGUCGCAGGAAGUGUCGCCACGUACAUCAGGAAGGCUCUCUCAUAGCAGUGGGCCACUGAACGGUGGCCAGAGCUGCGGGUCUCUGACUGACAGCCCUCCCGUCUCUCCCUCUGAGAUCGAUGAUUCUAAGUUUUGCCGUUUGAGCAACACUGGAAAAGCCCAAUUCCGGGGAGGAGUAGUUGGAGUAGGUGGAGCUGGUGCUGGUGGAGGGGGAGGAAAGACAGUCGGGAGGUGGUUGAAGGACCGGAGAGAGAAGAAGAAGGAAGAAUCCCGGGCCCAGAAUGCCCAGCUCCAUGCAGCUGUGUCGGUUGCGGGAGUAGCUGCAGCUGUGGCUGCCAUCGCGGCCGCAACAGCAGCUUCAUCAUCAUCAACUGGUUCUGGGAAGGAGGACCAGAUGUCGAAGGCGACGGACAUGGCUGUGGCUUCAGCGGCAACAUUGGUGGCAGCCCAGUGUGUGGAAGCAGCAGAGGCGAUGGGGGCUGAGCGAGAGCACCUUGCAGCUGUCGUCAGCUCCGCUGUUAAUGUACGGACGCCUGGAGAUAUUAUGACUCUCACUGCAGCAGCAGCUACAGCUCUUCGAGGGGCUGCCACGCUCAAGGCAAGGGCGCUAAAGGAAGUAUGGAACAUCGCUGCAGUUAUUCCAGUAGAAAAAGGCAUGGGAACCACACCCAAUGGUAGUUACAGCGGCGAACUUGUUCCAGAAGAAAACUUCCUCGGUGUAUGUAGCCAAGAGCUCCUUGCAAGGGGCAGUGAACUUCUCAAGCGCACUAGAAAAGGUGCCCUUCACUGGAAGAUCGUCUCUGUUUACAUCAACCGUUUGGGGCAGGUAAUGGUGAAGAUGAAGAGCAGACAUGUUGCAGGAACCAUCACCAAAAAGAAAAAGAGUGUAGUUUUGGAAGUUUGCAAGGAGAUACCGGCAUGGCCGGGCCGGCACUUGUUGGAAGGAGGAGAGAAGCGGCGUUACUUUGGGCUGAGGACGGUGGCACGUGGGGUCAUAGAAUUCGAGUGCCGGAGCCAGAGAGAGUAUGAGAUAUGGACACAAGGUGUGUCUAGGCUCCUAAGCAUUGUCAAUGAGAGGAAGCUUUGAAAAACCUGUUACCGUAGGGGCAGGUUUGUAACAUCAGAUGGCCCACCUGAGAUCAGAGCUUAGCAAGAAUAUGUUUGCCCGUUGGUAAUCUCUGAGGCGGACCCCGCCUCUCCUGUAAAAUAGUAGUAUAAUCAUCAAAGGGUUCUUUAAUGGAUUUUUUUGGUUUCUGAA
Magnolia sinica is the source of this 1709-nucleotide messenger RNA. RefSeq names its product VAN3-binding protein-like. The transcript has 7 exons. Bases 144 to 1538 code for a protein of 464 amino acids. Gene Ontology annotation, biological process: auxin-activated signaling pathway; leaf vascular tissue pattern formation; phloem or xylem histogenesis. The record is from RefSeq and is a predicted model, not a curated record. Lineage: Eukaryota; Viridiplantae; Streptophyta; Magnoliopsida; Magnoliales; Magnoliaceae.